This is a messenger RNA of Schistocerca gregaria, 1126 nucleotides long. RefSeq names its product protein charybde-like. The coding region runs from base 29 to 577 and encodes 182 amino acids. NCBI's taxonomy places the organism in Eukaryota, Metazoa, Arthropoda, Insecta, Orthoptera, Acrididae. The transcript is spliced from 4 exons. Gene Ontology annotation, biological process: apoptotic process; regulation of TOR signaling; negative regulation of signal transduction. Gene Ontology annotation, cellular component: cytoplasm. The record is from RefSeq and is a predicted model, not a curated record.
UUAGUCGCGCGCCGGUUGUGAAAAGAACAUGGUGAAGAUUCGCAUCGCUCCACCGUCGCCUUCCGGGAAAAUGACCGAAGUCCUCCCGUGUCCGCUGUCCGUUGAUUUUUCGUGUUUCUACGACGGUGAAAAAGAACUCGCCCUGGAAAUGGACGCAGUGUGUGCGAAAGCGCGCGACGCCCUGGCGAAGCGCCUGGAGUCUGAGCUGCGCGCCUCCCACGCCGGCAGAUUCCGGUUCGCGCUGCCGCCGACGCUCCUGAGCGACGUCGCCGACACCGUUCUACAACUCGCCAGCGCCGAGCCCUACGGCAUCCGGGGCUGCCGGCUGCACGUGGACCUGGAGACGGGCAAGCAGGCCGGGGCAGACCAAAGCCAGCAGCGGCUGCGGCUCGCCACAUUCAAGUGUGCGCCCGACACCGUCUCCACGUUCGAAGUGUUCGUCACCCUGCGACAGGAGACCUCGUGGAAAGUCGCCCUGCCACACAUCCUCAAGAACCUGACGAGCGGUGGAGUGGUGGUGUUGAGUCAGGACUUCACCAUCGCCAAGAAGAGCCUCUUCCGGUCUUACUCGGGCUGAACGCGCCAACCACCACUCUUUCCCAAGCAGGAGGGCGACGCGCAGACGCAUCAUCUCGAGAGAAACAAGACUGAACCGUCCGUCAUUUCCACAGCAAUUGUUGUUAUUCUAUUUCAAGUUCCCACGAGAUUUCUGUCCUCGGCACGUAUUGUCUGCAUUAGGAUUAGUGUGUGAGCUUGAACGGUGCUGUGUACCUGAAUCUUGGUGUCACAACGUUGUAUUCUGAUUUGAAAAGCCGAGAACAGAUUUGUUUAUGUUCCUAAAUAUCUCUCAGGACUGUCUUUCAUGCUACUGUACCUGAAUUUUCAUUCAUCAUUCGCACAUAUUGUCAUUUUUGAGAGAUUUUAUAGUCUAUUUUUUCUCUGUUUCCUUCAUUACAUGCUUUUCUUUUGUAGAACUUAAGUUUCUUGACGGCUACUGUAUUUUAUGCAUUUUGUUCACAGAUUCUGCACAUUGCAGUCGUAAUCAUUUACAUUGUUUUGUAAUUGUUGUAAUGUGUUCUUUUGUACAAAGACAACAACGAUGAAAAAUAUAAGACUGAACUAAAUA